This is a messenger RNA of Penicillium salamii, 2100 nucleotides long. The record is from the annotation of a GenBank genome assembly. Lineage: Eukaryota; Fungi; Ascomycota; Eurotiomycetes; Eurotiales; Aspergillaceae.
AUGCAGGAGGCUUACUUGAUGCCCGCCAGUCCGGCGGGGGGUCGCCGGACCAGCGCGGAUUACCGUCCUAGCAUCAAGAAAGCUCAAGGUCAUGUCCCCGCCUGCUUGGUCAAUGCCUCGGUGACGUACUGCAACAAUGAUCGCAUUUAUGCCUUUGGAGGAUUUGACCAGUACACCGACGAAGUCUACAACCACGUGCUCAGGUUAGACCUCGAGACUCUGCAAUGGGAACUCGUGGAUAACUACGGCGAUAUCCCCGGAGUGCGCAUGGGACAUACCGCGACACUCUACCAAGGUGAUAAAUUGAUUGUCUUUGGUGGAGAAAACGAACAUCGCGACUACCUAUCCGACGUCGUCAUCCUCGAUCUCAAUACCUUUACCUGGACGCUCCCUGAGAUCCGUGGAUCGAUCCCGCGUGGCAGGGCACGUCAUGCCGCGGUCAUCCAUGAGGACAAACUGUUCAUCGUAGGGGGAGUGACGGGCGAGAAGAACGACAUCUUGGACGAUUUGACAUAUCUGGAUCUACAAACCUGGACCUGGUCCAGGACAUGGAGUUUCACCGCACGUUUUGAUCACACGGCCUGGGUCUGGGGCACCCGCCUCUGGAUAUUCGGUGGACUAGGCCCUAACAUGGAACGAACGACUGACAUUUGGUGGCUGGAUCUGAAAGGGUCCCCAUCGUUGGCUGGAAACAUCACUCCCCAAGGUAGUGUCGACUCCCUGGAUGUCAAUAUAUCCUCCACUCAUUUCCCAGACUCCGUAUCUAGUAGCCCCCAUCCAAUGUCUCCCCGAUCCGGAGUCUAUGCUGCGAACUCAGGAAGUGUGCAGGUGCGCAAUCUAGGUCGACGCAAGCAACUUGCCCCUGGUGCCAUCUCAUGUCUUCGCUUCAGCUCCGGUCCCCACGUCCCCUCCCUUUUCUCCGGCACACAUUUUCAUUCUUUCGCAUCCGGUGUUUUACUGGAUCUUAUCACCCCAUCUGAGACUGUAAGGUCUCAUGACUGUAAUCUAUCGGCCUUGGACCUCAAUUCGCUGCGGUGGCAGCGGAUGGCUGAUGGCCAGGAAAUCUUCCGGCCCGGCUACCGGUGGCAUUACUGCACAGUCAACGAUACAGGGACCAAAGCAUGGCUCUUGGGAUGUAGCCUCGAUGUCACCAAUAUACCUGGUGGCAGUGACGACAAUCACAUGAGCGAAGUUCUCACCGUUGAUUUAGAAAAAUAUGGCCUGCUAGGGAACGGUUUGUCGGCUGAAUCUCCCGAGCUGGAUUCCUCAUGGCCAUAUGAUCAAACAGGCCCCUCUGCGGUAACAGGGCUGGGGGCUGAUCUAGCGGCUGUUUUCGAUCAACCUGGGUCGAUCAGCGGCGCCGAUUUCACCAUAACAGCAGUCCGUGAUGAUCACGAAGGCUCGGUCCUGGGGGAUGCGGAUGACCUGCCGGACGUCUCCCCAUCUGAGACUAAGCCAACCUUUGUGGAACCAAGCCCCUGGACCUCGGAGCCCAUCCAUGUCCACCGAAUCCUCUUGCAGCUGCGGUGGCCACAUUUCAAGCGCUUGUACUCGGCCCAGAUGGCUGAGUACCACACCAAACGGAUGCACAUCCCCGAACCUUACUCUGUCGUACGCGCGUUUCUUUACUAUCUCUACACAGAUAGCAUAUCCGGCCCCCCAGACUGCUCCUCCAAUGCCGUCGAUGUCGCAGGUAUGCUCGUCAUGGCUAAUCUCUAUGACAUGCCCAAACUGCGAUUACUUUGUGUCAAUCGGCUGAGCCGGGAGCUCGACGUAGACAAUGCGGCCAUAGUAUGGGAGCGUGCCGGUCGAACCAAUGAGCACUGGCUCAUGCGACGAGCCGCACAGUUCUGUCUGACCUAUUGGGGUCGCGUGGUUCGUACCGAGGGCUUCAAGUCCCUGAGCCACCAAAGUUUGAUCCAGCUCUGUGAAGUAGUGGAUACGGAGGGUCGCAUCAUCGCAGGGCCUGAGUUAGAGAUGGUCACGUUAGGGGCUGAUGGUCUCGGGGACCGAGACAAGGGAUCUCGACUCCGGCUAGGCUCGACUGCGGACGAGCUGUCUGAAUUGGAGGCAGACGACGAGGGUAUGGAACUUUCAUGA